This is a messenger RNA of Peronospora belbahrii, 816 nucleotides long. The record is from the annotation of a GenBank genome assembly. Lineage: Eukaryota; Oomycota; Peronosporomycetes; Peronosporales; Peronosporaceae.
AUGAAUCGACGCAAUAAUGCAUUCGUCGUUGUUCUUGUGACGCUUCUGGCAUUCGCUGUAAGCGCUUUUGAGAACGACGACGUGGCUCAUCAUCGUACUCUACAAGCUGUGAAUUUUCGUCAGGAUUUAUUAGACGCUAUUAACGAAGCUCGUACAUCUCAAGGACUGAAUGAAGUGUGUAUAAAUGAACGACUGAUGAACGCAGCGCAGAAUCACGCAAACGAUAUGACUGAGAUGAGUACGAUCUCGAGCAGGGGCACGGACGGAUCGACGCCAAAAGAACGUGCUAAGACAGAGGGUUUUGUGGCUGAAACGGUGACGGAAGUUGUUGCGGGUGGGUUUCGAACCGCGGCAAGUGUUGUUGCUGCGUGGUGCAAGGCUAAAAAUGCCCCGGAAACGAUCUAUGGCAGCCAUGACGUCAUCGGUGUUGGUUACUCGUACGACAGGAUGGUAAAAUCCGUGCACUUCUGGGUUGUGGAUUUUUCGGUCGGUGAAUGCGGUGAUGGUGAGAGUACGGCUAAAGUCAGCGGUUCGCCGACUGGCUUUGAAUUGCUUAGAAGCGGUGACUCGGAGGCCCUAUCAAGUGACGCCACUAAAGUCAAACCGGGUGGAGACAAACCUCCUAACGAUAGCAAAGCAAAGCUGGCAGCUACCGAAGAGAAAGCUCAGACGCCAGAACCGCCAAAGCCCGAAGCUAAGCCAAAACUGGCAAAGGCCGAAGAUGAUUCGACAGAACCGCCAAAGCCCGAAGUUGAUUCGACAGCUACCGAUGACAAAGACAAGAAGUCAGACCCAGCCCCGAAGAGCGAAGUGUGA